AUGGCAAAACGACCAGCCCGCGGGGCUCACGGUCCCCCAGAUUCUAGGAAGCGGCAGAAGCUGGCGCGCGAUCCGCCCACGUCUGAGGACGUAACUACUAGUCGCCAGUUGAAGAAGUUACUCGAGUUUCACCAGGAUGCGAGGGAUGCCCGUCAUGGCAUCCAUUCGCUCAAGCGCCUCCUGGACGCCAUCGUGGCGAACAAGGAGAACGAGGAGGAACUGUCCAUCUUGGCCGGGUAUCUCGAGGCCGUAAGUCCCACGGUCGAAGGACCCGAUGCGGUCCAUGUGCCCGAGAUCAUGACCAUGUGGUCCUUUGGCGCAUCCAUGGGCAACGACGACUUAUUGUCCGAAGCGGCCGCCGUGCUGGCCCUGCUCCUGCAAGCCACCUCUCUCAGCCUGGGACUCCUCCCCUACGGCCGCGGCAUCUGCGAGACCCUGCUGCAGGAAAAGCAGCUGAAGCUCAUCGCCCGGAACCUGUCGGCCGACAAGGACAAGGGCUUCGCCUCGACGUUGACCGAGCUAACGCGCAACUUGGACAUCCGGUUCCGCGGCGACGGCGUCGAAGAUGCGCGGAAACCGUCGGUGCGGUCGAACGCGGCGCGGUUCCUGCUCGCCGCCCUCAAGGACGUCGUGGGCGAUCACAAGAUCUCGACGGCGACCAAGGCUAGGGUCUUUUGGGUGAGGUUGAUGGAGCGCCUCGCCGGCCUCUACACCUACGCCUACGACUCUGAGGACGCCGAGGUCACGGUGGCCGCCAGGGUACAUGAUUUCCUCAUGCUCACUUGCACGACGCCGGCUGCUGGCAUCCUCUCCAAGUGCAACGGGCUCUACCCCAACUCGAUCAAUCUCGACGACUUUUCGGCUGGCGACUUCUUGUGGUCCGACAUGGGUCUAGAGCAACUAUCGUGGAUGGACCAGUACACGACGGAUGUGACGAUACGGAAUGCCGCCCUGCUCGAGGUGGCGCUGAAAUUGCGGCCGUGGGCGAGCGUCCAGCAGUGCGAGCUUCUCGUAACCAUCUUUAAAGCCGCGCCCGAGAUUGUCCACGUCUAUUUCCUCGAACAAAAGUCAUUCACCUUUGACCCCAAGUUAUCAAUGACCAUCAUCCCUCCUCCCCUGACGCAAAACGCCCUCGUCCGCUGCUUCGAACCGAAAUGGCCCCUCGUCUCCCUCUUUGCCGCCCGCAUCCUCGUAUUAGCACUGGAAAAGAUGGACACCGUCCUGGCCAUGCAUCACGAAGCAGCCGCCGGACGCCAGAACUCGCCAUGGCAGCACGCGUCCAAGAAGUUGGUCAACGACUUUUGCCAGCGGAUCCCGGACUUGAAGGACGUCGUGAGGUGGUACAAGAGCAUACCCGACGACAGCAUCUUGUGCAAGGCCACCGCGAGCCAGCUCCUCGCCAUGUACUACAGAGUGCUACCGCAGGUGGCGCUGGCGGCGAACUUUGACGUCUCGCCUUUCCUCGCCAAAGCCCUCGCGUCGCUCGACAAUCCGUUUGAGGAGCCCAAAGACAAGGAACUCGUGCUGACGGAGCUGGAGAACUUGCUCGAAGCGGCGAGCCUCUCUCCCGGCAUGAGGUGGUUUUCCAAGCUACAGGGAUUCCCCUCGUCCCCUUUUAUAGUGCUUCUCAAGCUGGCGAGCACUGAGGCGGGUACCGGGUCGUCGGAUACGCUGAGGGCUAUCCUGGAGUCGGUUGCCGUGGAGCAUCAAAUCGUGCUUCGCGACACUGGCCUCGGGCCUGCGUACCAGGCCGCUCGCGCUCUCGCAAAGGCUGAUGCGGGAGGCUCGGCAGACGGUGUUUGGGCUCUGCUCGACAACUGCGUGACCAAGUGCGCGGCGUCUCCCAUCAAAUACCUCGAUCUCGUGCCCGAGUAUAUCGGGGACGCGCGUCAGUCCGACGAGGAGGUUAGCGUCAGUCUCUUGACGUUUACCUUGGCCGAGCAGCUUCCCUUUGCAGUCAAGUCCGCUUCGAACGCCGACCUUGCCACCAUUGGCAGCUAUAUCUCAGCAUAUCUCGGGUAUUCGAUUGAGCGGGGUGAAAAUAAGAAGUGGGUCAAGCAGCUGGUGAAACGGAUGAAUUCGAGCCUCGCCGAGAAGGAGGUCAAGAUUGAACUUCCCAAAGUGUCCAAGGAGACGAAAUCUAGCAAAUCCAAGAGGAAACAAGCGGACGACGAGAACGGCGACGGCAUAAAACAACAAACUUCAACCACAGGCUACCUCAAGGGCACAACCACGUCCAAGGCCCAGCCCAUAAGCCCUGCUCAACUGGAAGAAGUCCUUCACGAGCCGUUUACGGGGCUCGAGGACAACUCGGCCCUCACUCGAUGGGUCAACAAGGGCAUAGACGACAAUCUCGAAGAUGGUCACGCCGUAGCGCUUAUCCGCCUCCUAGGGUCGGAACACAGCAGCAUCCGCAUGGAAGCCCUCACCAACGUCCUCAAGCUCGCCGCUAAAAUCCGAGAGUCCACGCACUCGGAGCGCGACCAGCUCUGGCUCCUCCUCUCCGAGCUCGCUGAAUCGGCCCGCCCGCUGGUCAACAAGUACCUCACGCGAGCCCCCGUCUGGCCCGCGGGCAAGAUCCCGAUGGUGCACGAUAUACUCCACGGGGAACCCUCCGAGGAUGACAGGUACUACGUGGAGCUGGCGUGGCUGUUCGGGUACCUGCUCGACUGCCUCCAGCGGCCCGGCGACAUGGCCGUGUUCCACCAGACGCGGUGGCUGGAGAAGGUCCUCGUCAGCGCGUGCAACCCUUACAUGAGGCCCGCGCUGCGAGCUAGGGUCUUCCGGCUGCUCUACCGGGCGACCUGCGCCGAGGUCGCGGGUAGCACGACCUUGGUGACGCGCUUUGGGGUGAUGAGCUGGCUAGAGGCGCUGGCGGCGGGUUUGGAAGACGAGGGCGAGAAGGCGGUGGCCAUGGCCUUGAUGGCGAGGGUGUGGGAGACGUGCGAUAGGAAACACGUGGGGACCUGGAGCAGGGGAGGGAUCCCGGCGCUGAUGGGCGAGGAGGGCCGGAUGGAGCCAGAUAAGGCAGCUGAAGGCGUCGUUGCAUAA
Molecule: messenger RNA, 3051 nt
Organism: Parascedosporium putredinis
Lineage: Eukaryota; Fungi; Ascomycota; Sordariomycetes; Microascales; Microascaceae
Source: the annotation of a GenBank genome assembly